AGAUCAGCCUAAUUCCAAACUGCUAAUCCCUGCAGGUAACUUUCCAAGGCUUUAGCUAAUGAAGAUGUGUGUAAAGACACUUUCAUGACUGUUUGUGGAGGGGGAUCUGCUGUGCAGUCGACUGCAGUACCAGCAAACUCCACAUCUGCACCAUGGACUUCAUCUUCCAUUUGCUGUUCUCUCCUCUCCCAAUCCCAAUCAUCUUCUCACUAAUUGCCCUCGGAGUUGCAACUCUGUUUUACCUGAGCUCACGGCCCAAUCCCAUCAGCAGCCCGGCUGACCUCCACUGCCAAACGGUGGGCAUCAAGGAUGGUGCAAGAAAGACCGCUCUGUUGGAGGACAACAACAACUUGACGUCCUAUUACUACAGUGAUGCCAAGACCCUUUAUGAAAUAUUUCAAAGGGGUCUAAAGGUUUCAGGUAAUGGUCCGUGUUUGGGCCACAGAAAGCCAGGAAGGCCGUACCAGUGGCUGAAGUACAAGCAGGUAUCUGACAGAGCAGAGCACCUUGGGUCAGGACUCCUUCAAAAAGGUUUGAAGCCAAACACCAACACCUUCUUUGGCAUCUUUGCUCAAAAUAGACCUGAGUGGAUUAUUGGUGAACUGGCAUGUUACACCUACUCUAUGGUGGUGGUUCCUCUUUACGACACGCUGGGUCCUGAGGCCCUGGUGUUCAUUAUCGACCGAGCUGAAAUCUCCACGGUACUCUGCGACGAUCAGAAGAAAGCUGAAACCUUGCUGCAGAACCGGGAGAAGGGCGAGACUUCGGUCCUGAAAUUGAUCAUCAUAAUGGAUUCUUUCAACCCAGAGCUGUUUGAGAGAGGAGCAAAGUGUGGAGUGGAAGUCAUGUCCUUGGAGGACAUUGAGGCACUGGGAAAGAAGAAUCUUCAAAAGCCAAUUCCACCAAAGCCAGAGGACCUCAGUGUUAUUUGCUUCACCAGUGGAACAACAGGGGACCCCAAAGGAGCAAUGAUAACUCAUGAGAACAUAGUUGCUGACCUGGCAGGUGUCAUUAAAAUCUUUGAGUCAUCUUUUGUUCCAAGUACGCAAGAUGUCAGCAUUUCAUUCCUACCUUUGGCCCACAUGUUUGAGAGAAUUGUACAGACGGCUGUCUAUGGAGCUGGGGCUAGGGUGGGAUUUUAUCAGGGGGACAUCAGACUACUGCCUGAUGACAUGAAAACCCUGCAGCCCACCAUUUUCCCUGUGGUUCCUCGACUGCUUAACCGCAUCUAUGACAAAGUGCAAAGCGGAGCAAAAUCUCCUUUCCAGAAAUGGCUGCUGAACUUUGCAGUAGACAGGAAAUAUGCUGAAGUCCAGGAGGGCAUCAUCAGGAAGAACAGCAUUUGGGACAAACUCAUUUUCAACAAGGUCCAGGAGUCUCUUGGAGGUCGGGUGCGGUUGAUGGUGACUGGAGCUGCACCCAUUUCUCCAGCUGUGCUCAAAUUCCUCAGGGCUGCUCUGGGCUGCCAGAUCUUUGAAGGAUACGGUCAGACGGAGUGUGCAGCUGCCUGUACCUUCACCAUGCCUGGAGAUGCCACCACUGGUCACGUGGGAAUGCCUCUCCCUUGUAAUUACAUGAAGUUGGCAGAUGUUGAAGAAAUGAGCUACUUUGCGUCUAAUGGUGAAGGAGAGGUAUGUAUUAAGGGAAAAAAUGUGUUCAAAGGUUACCUGAAAGACCCAGAGAGGACUGCAGAGGCCCUGGAUAAAGACGGCUGGCUUCAUACUGGAGACAUCGGAAAAUGGCUUCCAAGUGGGGUUCUGAAGAUCAUUGAUCGCAAGAAAAACAUCUUCAAGCUGGCUCAAGGAGAGUACAUCGCCCCAGAGAAGAUUGAGAAUGUGUAUGUACGCAGUGAAGCAGUGGCACAGGUCUUUGUGCAUGGAGACAGUCUGCAGUCCUGCCUAGUUGCUAUUGUGGUCCCUGAUGCUGACGUCCUGCCAGGUUUUGCCAAGAAACUGGGGCAUCAAGGCUCGAUUGAAGAACUCUGCAAAAACUCAGAGAUUAAGAAAGCCAUAAUUACUGACAUGACCAAAUUAGGAAGAGAGGCUGGUCUCAAGUCUUUUGAGCAGGUGAAAGAUGUCUACCUCCACCCUGAAAUGUUCACCAUUGAGAAUGGUCUGUUAACUCCAACCCUCAAAGCCAAGAGAGCAGAGCUCAAAGCCUUGUUCCUGCCACAGAUUGACCAGCUUUAUGCCAAAAUUCAAUAAACAACUCUUACACUUGAUGUUUUUGGCCUGUUAAAACACUGUUUUCUCAAGAUCUCCUGUUGUGGUUUAAAGUUCAGUGAAAACUACUUAAGUACUAACUGUAAUAGCUUUUAGUGUUCAUCUUUCUCGAUAAUGGAUGUUUUUAAAAGACUACGUGUGAUAACACUGAACAAAGUUAUCUAACUUGAAUUUAGUUCACACAGUGGACUCUUAUAUAUCUUUGUAGUUAUAUCUAUAACUAAAUCUGAUUGCAUCAACCAACUGACCCAUUAAAUUGUUGAGUAAAUGCUGCACUCUAGUGUCCAACUAUGGAAGGAUAUGCCUCAAGAUUAUAGGAGUCUUCUCGAUUUCCACAAUUUAAAGUUAUGUUGAAACAAACUUGAAACAUUAUUUUCAGAAAUCUGUCUAUGCUGUAAAAUAAGUCUUAUUUUUAUAUUAAUUUUUUCCCAGUAAGGUGAAAUUGGUUAUUUAGCACGGAUUUAAUGUAAAAAUGGCAAAAACCUUUAAAGCAUUGAAUUAGGAGGAAGGAGGGGAGUAAUUUUUAAAGCCUUGUAUUUUGACUUUUAAACCUAUAAUUGGAUCAAACAUCUUCAAUGAAAUAAACUGUUGAAUUG
Molecule: messenger RNA, 2818 nt
Organism: Oryzias latipes (Japanese medaka)
Lineage: Eukaryota; Metazoa; Chordata; Actinopteri; Beloniformes; Adrianichthyidae
Gene: acsl5
Product: acyl-CoA synthetase long chain family member 5
Biological process (GO): long-chain fatty-acyl-CoA biosynthetic process; fatty acid metabolic process; positive regulation of long-chain fatty acid import across plasma membrane
Cellular component (GO): endoplasmic reticulum; mitochondrion; membrane
Molecular function (GO): arachidonate-CoA ligase activity
Source: RefSeq, a predicted model, not a curated record